This is a messenger RNA of Puntigrus tetrazona (Sumatra barb), 3585 nucleotides long. It is a transcript of the gene wipf2b, whose product is annotated as WAS/WASL interacting protein family, member 2b. NCBI's taxonomy places the organism in Eukaryota, Metazoa, Chordata, Actinopteri, Cypriniformes, Cyprinidae. The record is from RefSeq and is a predicted model, not a curated record. Gene Ontology annotation, molecular function: actin binding.
AGAGGGUGGGGGGGCGCAAAUCAAGGCGAUUGACGCGCGCGCGACCAUGUAUGAGGGGAGCCCGGUUUGCGAAAACAUCGGACGCUGCGGGAAAAAAGUAGGCACAAACGUCGUCUUACUUCGUCGCGUAAACGCGUUCUGCCAGGUUUGACCGCCGGAACGUUUUUCUUCACGCACCGUCGGCCGGUACGGCGGGAAACGUCUCGACGUGAUGGACGCACCUGCCAAGCGCGAGGCCAAGCUAAGCUAAGGCUAAAGUCGAGCUCAUUCACUACCAAAUAAAUGUGCUUAGUUAAAUACGGGACUUGCGUUUCGAUGUCUUUUGGUCUUCAUGAAGUUUUAAUUGUCUCACACACUCAGCUGUAAACACCAGACGGAGAUCCAAGAUGCCCAUUCCUCCCCCUCCCCUCCACCCCAGGUGGACCCCUCCUCCCCCACCCUUAGCCAGGUAGGCGAACACCACCCCUCCCAAGCUGAGCCGGGAUGAAGCGAAGGGCAGGGGGGCGUUGCUCACUGAUAUCUGCAAAGGGGCCAAGCUGAAGAAAGUUGGCGUUGUCAAUGACAGGAGUGCACCUUUGAUAGAGAAACCCAAAGGAAGUGGCGGAGGUGGGUCCGGCAGUGGAGGGCCUUCUGCGCCGGUCCAGCCAGUGGGGGGGCUGUUUCAGGGUGGCGUCCCAAAAUUGCGACCUGUAGGAGAUGGUUCCACAGGCAGGUCUGGUCUGCACCCUCCUGGGACUCGCUCUGCUGCACCUCGCCCACCUGGCGGCCACGAGGACCCCGACAGUGCGUCUCAGCAGGCCUCUCCUCCAGAGUCUGGCCGUUCCCAGAGACCGUCCCUGCCUGAUCUCUCCCGUUCCCCCGGUGGAGGCAGCAGCCCGUCUACCGGCAUGAAGCACAGCUCUUCUGCCCCGCCUCCGCCGCCCCCCAUGUCUCGGCGUGGAAACGCUCCCCCUGCCCCGCCACAGAAAGCGACGGCGCCCUUGUACAACCGCGAAAAGCCACUUCCGCCGACUCCAGGGCAGCGAGGACCCUCUCCAGCGCCGGUGCGUGAAAAUGCACCACCCCCACCAGUGAAACCUCCUCCAUCACCUGCAAGCAGCCGCUCGUCUUCAUCCUCCUCUUCCUCCCUGGCCCCACCGCCGCCCCCUUACCGCCAGCAGUCUGGGCUUUCCAAUGGCCCCUCCAGUCCUGUGAACGAAGCAGCCCCUGAACUGCCCCAGAGACACAACUCACUCAGCAAGAAGCCUUCGGCAGGUGGACACACACCGACGCGCGGACAUGCGCCACCUCCACCACCAUCACCCACCCCACAGGCCACCAGACCCCCUCCUCCAGCACGAGAUCCCCCGGGACGAGGAGCAGCUCCUCCGGUUCCUGGGCAGCCAUCACGAAACGGCCGGGACGCUCCUCCGCCGCCUCCACCUCCUUACCGGACUCAUGGCACUCCCUCGGAUGUCCCGAGCCGAGGCAAGCCCCCUCCUCCCCCCCGCACACCAGCCGGACCCCGCCCCUCCCCGCCUAUCCGCAAUGGACACACUUCCAUUUCCCGUUCCUUUGUAGAUGAUUUUGAGUCCAAGUAUUCUUUUCAUCCUCUGGAUGACUUCCCUCCUCCAGAAGAGUAUAGACACUUCACUAAGAUAUACCCAAGCAAAGCUAACAGAGCAGUAAUGCGAGGAGCCCCUCCUCUGCCGCCCGUUGGGAGGUAAACACUGUGACCGGUCGCUCGGGGCUGCAUCGGCGACGAGGGUUCUUCACACAGACCCAUACGCUCAUCAACAGACAAUCUCACACGCACAUCUAAAGACACAAAGCCUGCACCUUAUUAACAGCCAUUUCCUCAUCGGAUAACAUUCCUCUACGUACAAGCAAGCUCCAUCGUAUCACUUUCGUCCGGUGCGGAAGGUCGCCUUCGCUCAGAAAAGAGUGAGAUGAAGGAAAGUACUGCAUUCCACCGUCAAUAACGGCCAACUUAAUAUCGUUUUCCUCUUGUAUCUAGGUAGCAUCGCGCAUUUGAUUGGAUGUGCACUGAGAGCUAGAAGUGGCCGUCAGAGCCUGUAUGUAGGCGGAGCAUAGCACUUGAAACGGGAAGCGGAGAGCAUGUCCCUGGAAAAUGUCUUAACUUCUACGUCAGGCAACGCGUUCGAUGUUUUGUUGGCGGUUUUUCCUCUCAUUCGCGACCCCGUGUCAUGCACUGUGAAUAAUCACUCGGAGCAGGCGGCGUCUGAGUGUGAGCCGAACUGUAAAAACUGUUAGCUUUAGAUGUUUUGGUCUUUUUGUCCUGGUCGUGCCCCUUUCAGGGAACAGCCAUUAUCUUUAAGUUCUCUCAGGGGCUUUGUUGGACUUCAUUACCCUCCGGUAAGUUUGUGAACGAAAGGUCCAAAAGUGCCAACAGAUGCUCUGCCAUUAAUAAAUCAGCAUGGCUCCUUCAGUCGUAACGCAUCUUCCUUUGGGAAACCGGUAGGUUGAUUGCCUUCUAUCGUUUGUUCUAAAGACGGACCAUGGGAUUUUAAAACGUUUUUUUUUUUUCAAGUUUGGAGUCGUCGUCCUGCAAUAAUCCUCGCACUUUGUGCCGCAUUGUGAGUCUUGGCUUUUGUCAUUUUCCCGUUGCAGAACGGCACGGCUAUGCUGCUUGCGUUAUCGUUUGAAAGCAGGCCUUGUCCACAUGCUGCCUACGGAGCGGUUUUGUAGAGCGGCGGUUGUGUCAAAGACAGCCUUUGACGGUGUGUGAACUUGAUCUAGGACUUUCGUCGCUUCGCGGAACUCAAGUUCAGUGCAUGCUGCUUUUUUUGAGACAGACCUCCAAUAUAAACGUUGGGUAAAUUUGCAUGUAAAAACGCAAAGUUUUACUUCAUUUUCUUCAGUUUUUUCAUCCGGUCUUUGGAUGACAAGAUCGUAAUCAAGCGUUCUGGAACGGUUGUCUUAUACUAUAUAGUAUUGCUGCAGAAAUGUGGUACCUAGUCAUUUCAUUACCGCUCAUGUUCAACUAAGUUUCAGCCUGCUGAUAACCACAUCCCAGUUUAUCCACAGCUUGUUAGAUCUUCCCGUUUAUACGUUCAGGUUUGUUCUUCAGAGAAUAGACUGCAUUGCAGAUCUACAGAAGAGCUAACUGUUCAUAAAUGGAGUAUAGAUUAGAUGGACAGUAGUAAACUCGCUCCCACCCUCUUUGUUGUUCUGCCUUACUGAUUGUGUCGGUACGGGAUUUGUAAAAAAAUAAAAAAAAAAAGGAAAGAAAUAGUGUAUUUACGAGUACAUAGAAAGAUAUAGUAGUGAUAGUUAUUAAUCUAUUUUUAAGUUGUAAAAAGCUUGUAAUAUAGUAAAUAAUUUGAGGCAAACAUAGGAUUCGAAUGAAUUCUCGGACUAAUCGUUACUGGAUAGAAUGUCCUCUCACAUGAAUACGGCUGAGGAGGUUUUCUUAGACUAAUACUUGUCUUUCUUCGCCUGCUGUCCGCCGGCAGGUGUCAGUGAACAUGUCUUUAGAGGAGCAUAACUUACUCACAUUGAGAGUAGACGACUGUCAUUGUCACCAUUCCAUGCUUAACUAAAGCUUAUCCACACCUGUUGAAAUAAAGCUGAGGAAAAAACAUG